Messenger RNA from Myodes glareolus (Bank vole), 722 nucleotides. It is a transcript of the gene Borcs8, whose product is annotated as BLOC-1 related complex subunit 8. Gene Ontology annotation, cellular component: BORC complex. Lineage: Eukaryota; Metazoa; Chordata; Mammalia; Rodentia; Cricetidae. The record is from RefSeq and is a predicted model, not a curated record.
CAGUCUCCCAACUUCCGCUUCCGUUUUAGGGCUCCGCCUGGCUGCCUUCGCUAUGGAAGAACCAGAGAUGCUGCUGAAGGGAAAGAAAGUAACAGACAAGUUCACCGAAAGUGUCUAUGUCCUGGCCAACGAGCCGUCAGUGGCUUUGUACCGGCUACAGGAACAUGUGCGCCGCUCACUGCCGGAGCUGGCCCAGCACAAGGCUGACAUGCAGAGAUGGGAGGAGCAGAGCCAGGGUGCUAUAUACACCGUGGAGUAUGCCUGCAGGUUUGAGGACUCGUAUUUGGCUCUUGCUGUGAAGAGCCUGGUGGACAGCAGUGUGUACUUCCGUAGUGUCGAAGGCCUGCUCAAACAGGCCAUCAGUAUCCGGGACCACAUGAACACCAGCGCCCAGGGCCACAGCCAAGAGAAACCAUCCCCUCCUACUGUGGCCUGACCCUGAUCCUGCAAAACUCUCAGGGCCACCGACUUCCCCACCCAGGCAGAGGCCUGGCUCCUGUGCCCCCAACCACUCAGCUGCUGUGUGACCUUGAGGCCGCAUCCUCACUUCUCUGGUCUUCAGCUUUUUCCUCAUGUAAACAUGGCUUGUCCAGCUGAGGCCAUGUGGUCGGUGAUGGUAUACAUUGUGAAACUGUGUCCAUGCAAGAGAAAAGCAUCCACAGUCCUAACCCUUACAAUACUAUAAACUGACCAGCCCCUGAUGCUGCUUCAGGCUGCAGAGA